Molecule: messenger RNA, 576 nt
Organism: Ostreococcus tauri
Lineage: Eukaryota; Viridiplantae; Chlorophyta; Mamiellophyceae; Mamiellales; Bathycoccaceae
Product: Taxilin family
Exons: 1
Coding region: 1-576 (191 amino acids)
Molecular function (GO): syntaxin binding
Source: RefSeq, a predicted model, not a curated record
AUGGUCGAGGCGGAACGGGCGCGAGGGGAGAUUCGCGAUCGGGAGGUGGCGUUGUUAGAGGAGCGGGCGGCGGCGAUGACGAAGCGGGCGAGCGACGAGGACGCGAUCGAGAGACGAUUGAAGGAGUACGGAGAAGCGAUAGAGUCGUAUGAAAAGGUGAUCGCGAGUGAGCGUGAGGAGGAGGGUAAGGCGCGGCGAGCGUUGGAAGAGGCGUUGGAGGAGGCGAGGAUGGAGAUCAAAAGACGCCUCGAGCGGGAGAUUGAGCUGUCGGAGGACUUGAAAACGUACGGAGAGAAAUUUGAAGAGUUCAGGGCGGUUUUGGUGGAGAACGAAGCCAAGGCGGAGAAGUUGGUGGAAGAGCUCGCGAGUGCAAAGAUGGAGGCGAUGGCGAGCGAGAAGAAGAUGCUCGAGGCAAAGUUGAUGAAGCAAAAGUCGGACGCGGCGUUGAUCGAAGUCGUCGACGAGCGCGAGAGUCUUCGCCGACAGGUGGCUCGGCUGACGAAACAAAACGAAAAACUCCAGAUGCUAUCGCGAACGCUUGUAGAAGAACGGGGCAAGGCUAAGAGCGACGCGUGA